Molecule: messenger RNA, 2151 nt
Organism: Volvox carteri f. nagariensis
Lineage: Eukaryota; Viridiplantae; Chlorophyta; Chlorophyceae; Chlamydomonadales; Volvocaceae
Gene: phV31
Product: extracellular matrix glycoprotein pherophorin-V31
Exons: 4
Coding region: 182-1606 (474 amino acids)
Source: RefSeq, a predicted model, not a curated record
CAGUCCGCACCUGACCAUGCAUCGCAAAUUUUGUUAAUUAAACAUUUGCAUCGAACAGCUGGUUGUGAUACUCAAAUAGAGGUCGGACUCUCUGCUGACUGAUACCCAACUAUAAUUUUGACAGCUUUACAACUUGGACAACUGUCAUAGUACGUUGGCCCUUGCUGGGCCUCUACCUAGGAUGACGGGAUGUCUGAGGCGAGCGGCAGGAGCGCUGCUGCUACUGGCCGGAUGCCUGUCGCUGGUUCCAGCCGGCUGGGCGUUGGACGUUGACUACACGCCUGAGACGACUGCGGAGGCGCUAGCAACAUUUCCUUAUUGUAAAUGCAAUGACUAUCGAACCAGGGCUUCUCCAUACCGGCUCAGGCUUUCUGGUGCUAGCAAGAACACUGCGGGCACUCUUGCCAAAAUCUGCUAUACGAUUGAUAUGCCCGGCUGCUAUGACGACACCAACGAGUGCUGCAAGCUAAUCUACCAGAGGCUUGAGAAAAUCGAGCUGGAAGUGAAAUCGGCUUGCCAAAAGGAUGUUAAGCAGCCUCCACAAUCAACCUGCGAUUGCCUCAGCCCCUUCAUCGAUAAUCACUCUAGGUGGCGGUUCCGCUUCCAGGAGUCUGAGGUGGUGGGCAAUCUGACCGUCUUCAUCUUUACGCUUUCCGUGGAUCCCUCUUCGCAGUGCAUCCCUGUCACAUACCGUGCCGGCGACUGCUGCAACCAGGCAAUGGACGGUGUGUCCCUGGCCCUGCAGCCGUCGUACUCGGGUCUCGUACAUUAUGCCAAGGUUUACACGUACGACGGUAUGGAGAUUGGAGUCAAGACAGGACAUACGGCUUAUGGCGGUCUGGGCAUCACCUUGCCGAAAGUCCUCUACACUACAGAUAUUCCCUCGGGACAGUUCUACACGUUUGAAAUUGCCUUUUCGACCUCAAACUGGGCUGACACGACAAAGCUUCCCUGCCGGGUCUCGGCCUUCACGCCUGGACUACCGUCGUGUGAUUACUCAAUCCAUGGGUGGCAGACCGUGCCUGGCAACCCGUCGGCGAUCCUGCCCCCAAAUGAGCUGACGGCGGGCUGCUGCCCCGAGGGCAUUGUGUCGUUCUGCAGCGAGCGUAUCAACAGUACCUGUAACCCCCGCCUAACGGACUCGCCGUUCCGGCUCAAUUAUGUCAACACUUCCCAGGAGCCAGCGAUCACUGAAACUACACUCAGCUUCCAGAUCUCCGCACAGCCGGUGACGAAUCCGCUGGGCCCACAGGAGGGACUGCCGGACUGCUCGGGCAUGACAUUGCAGAGCGUGAAAAUGUACAUGGCUGAUACCGCAGUCGCAGCGGUCAAGGGCAUUGUACUCAGCAGCGGUGUGUUGUCAUACAGCGUUGGGAAGGACGCGACUGGCGCAUAUGUAGACGUGGAGGUUCCAUCGUCGCGCUCGGGUCUUGGGCGCCUAUUGAUAGUGCUGAGCGGUCUUUUUAACCAAACAGAUGUCUGCGCCUACAAGGUUGGACAGUACUCGGUUUGCAAUUAUGUCUUUAAGGGCGCGAGCGGUAGCUGCUGCGCAAUGGGUGAUGUACCGGUCGCUACGACUCAACGGUCAAUUGUGACUUAUGGAUGACGCGGUCUGGUGUGGUAGGGCUGUGGCCAACGCAGGGCAUGGGAUGGCGAUGACCGGCAUAGGAUGGCAAUAAUUGAUUGAGCCAUGGACCUCGCCACGUAAUUAUGAUAGAUUUAUUAGAUUUUAGGAUCGAUGCGAAUAGGAUUAAUCGUCCCUGUGCUUAGGGAUUAGCCGUGGCAUGGACGGGGUGACAUGACGUCACUUGACACUAGGCGUUGGCGCGCUUCCCCCUGGCUGCACGCCAGUGCAUAGCAUGCUAGAUGCAUUGACAAGUUGAAAUUAACCGCUGCUCGAAGGUGCCGGUGGAAGACGGGCAGAGCACGGAUUAUCGCCUGGGUGCCUUGGGUAAAAGGGUACGACAGGUGGUCUGUGCUUAUAGUGCCAUGUCCCUCGAGUGGAAUCGGUAAGGAGUUAAAGUAGGCGUACACGUUGGCCAUCGCCGUAAUACACGUGUCUUAGGCUGGACAAAGUCACGGUGUGGAGACGGGGAGCGUCUAAGUGCAGUUUUAUAGGAUGACGAUAUGCUGUAAGCCCUGACACUGGCG